Messenger RNA from Mya arenaria, 3955 nucleotides. RefSeq lists its product as uncharacterized. The record is from RefSeq and is a predicted model, not a curated record. NCBI's taxonomy places the organism in Eukaryota, Metazoa, Mollusca, Bivalvia, Myida, Myidae. Bases 2466 to 3497 code for a protein of 343 amino acids. The transcript has 2 exons.
UCUAUUUUUACUUGGCUACAACUGAAACGACAAGAAGUGCUUUUCAUGUGAAUAUGUAAAUAAUGUUGUGACAUACAUUACACAUAUGCCUUGGGGCUAAAGGAACAACUUUAAUUAAUUUUGAAACUUCCUGCGUUAAAAUUAUCAUUAAAAUUCAUAAAACAAAUUAGAUGCAAGUGUUUACAAUAUCUGCAGUGGAUUGCAAUACAAAAGUGGAUUUAUACAAGUACAAUUAUAGGUGCUUAUUAUUGAAGGGAUGGUGAAGUCAACUGUUUUUCUGUGUGCGUGAGGGGUUAAAUACUCACACAUGAAGCAACAAGUGCCGAAAGCGAUUAAAUCAUUAGAAGAAUCAACAUCAAGUUGAACUUUAAAGACAAAUAUAGGAUAAGCUGUUAGAGGUUCAGUUUACCGAACCUGUUACCUGAUGAGCAUGCAAUGAAAAGAAAUAUUGGCAUUAACAACAGUUAAACAAAUCAAAAUCCCCAAAAACAGCGACAAUUCAAGUUCCAAAACAUUCUUAUCUCAAACAAGCAAGAAAUACAUUUAAGUGAACUUGUUCUUUUUUCACCAUGGAAUUUGAGAUGCUGGUUUUCCUGGGACUCAUGGGUUUUGUAGCGUUCCUCAUCUACCUGACUGAUUACGCCCUGAACAAACGAAGGAGUGGGGCUGACCAGCACACAGUGAGAGGGAGGAGAAAUACCAUGUAGAUGUCCUGAAAUAAUUGUCAUCUUGUGUAGAAAUUUUGUGUUGUUUCACCUCAGAACAUUUGAAAAAGAGAUUUAUAAACAAAGAACAGACACAGUGAAGGUUAAAAUCAAAUCAUGAAGAUGGAACAUGAACUUCUAUUUGUUCAAUAAUUACCAAGUUUUGGGUUGAAAUUUGCUCUGUGCUAAACAUUUUUGCAUGAUAUAUCAAUCCAGGGUUUUUUAAAUAUCCAUUAUAUAUGCAAACAAGUCAUUAUAAGCAGCAAAUUUGCAGAAGUUUUAGGAGGAUUUAUGCAUUAUAAAAAUACAUUGAACUAACUCAUGUGAAGCAAUGGGAAACAUUACAUGAAUCAUAAAUGAGAACUAGGAUUUGAAAAAAUGAACACAAAUCUUGUUUUAUAAUUCUAAAGAUUUUUUCACCAGGAAGAGAGAUUACGGAAGACUGUUUUGAUCGUUAAAUGUCUGUGUAACUCAGGUAUGCAAAACAUCGGCCAAUACAAGGUGCUUGAGAGACCUGGUGAGGGAAGAGAAAUGAUCGAUGGAUGGCGAUGAUAGAAGGACAUAAAAUACUGCAUGUUAUGACAAAAGAUAAACAGAAGAUAAAUAAAUGCAUAAACAUAUCUCACAGUUGCUGAUGUAAAUAUGACCAAGCCUUAAAAAAUAUCAACAAAUAUUUUACGAGAAAUGAGAGCUCAUGAAAAUGUAUGUGUAUGAUGAUAAAACUAUAAACCAAUAUUGAAGGAAACAUGUUGUAUUACAAAGCACCAAGAGAUGUUCAUGUCCAAAAGCUAGAAGUGGCUAUUCUUGUGACCAUUGGUGUAAUCAUUGUUACUUUUGUACGAUUCCGACUUUACCAAACAGAAUGUGGCUGGAUCAGAGACUGUAGCUAGUUGGUGUCCACAUCUCUAGUAGCUAGUUCAUGUCUACAUUGCUACAAAUUUGAUAUAUUUAAAUAUUCAGAGUAUUCAAAUUAUAAAAAAGUGACAUAGACUUAUUUUGACUGCAAUUAGUAGCCACAUGACAGUUAUUAAAACUAACUGUGUAUGCAAUGUAGUCAAUCCAUUUGGGUUGGCAUAAUGUAACUUAAUGUGUUUGAAUACAAAAAGACUUUAUGAAUGAAAAUGUUCAUAUAUUAUGUAGCAUUAAAAGUAAAACUAAUAUGUUACUGUCUAUAUACUUACUUAAUGCUAUAACCACCAUAUCACAGUAAUUAAUAAUAAGGAAAAGCAACAAGUUAAUGGCCUCAGGGUCGUAAUAAUUAUAUUUCACCACAUACCCCUCUGGUUAUUACAUGUAAACAUUCAAAACAGAUGAUUAAAACACCAAUUUUGACAUAUUGAUGAAUGCAUGCUGUUAGUAAGGCUCCAAGCAUGCAUGUGACUCUGUCUGUGCAGUUUCCCAACUCCGGGACCGUCUUCAUUGAAAUAGAUACUUUCACAUCCAUACUUGUCUUUGUCCUGCUGUGUUUUAAACUGUUGGUGCUUCUUUUGUGUUAAGGCUGAUCUGUUUUGGACUUUGGUGAAUGGAUUUUACCAUUAAAGGACUAAAAUUGGCUACCUAAGGCAUCAUGUUGAAAAUAACGAACAUUACUGAAUUCGGACUUAGAUUUUGAAACUUCUAUAUUUGUGAACAUGAACAGGAAUUGUUUGGAGGGCCCAACUAAUACUCUAUUAAAAUAAAUGAUGAACUGAAUUUGUAAUGCACAUAAUGUGCUUUUUAGAAGCCGUACCUUAUAAUAAUUGUUGAUAUUUUUUCUGAGAAAUGCCCUUAAAGAGAAUGUUUAAGUGUUGUUUUGGCAACAAAAAUGGUUCUUUGGAUUUUAGCAAAAACUUCCACACCUCACAGACCCAUCUAGUGUCCGGUGUGCCUGAUAUGGACAAUUGUGAUUGGUCAAAAGAGAAUCUCUAUGACAACCAUGGGACUAUAUUUAGAACUGUGUCAAAUGAAUGCAUACUGGAUUUUCAAUUUUUCGAGCACAUAAGCUCGUUACCGAGGAAAAGUAGCAACAAUGAAUGUGCAAAGCCUACAACAUUGUCAAUCUCUUGCAGUCUACCCUGUACACACGGGUCUGACAGACAUAAAAAUGUGGCAUUGCAAAGACUUUCCAUCUGUAAAUGUGAAAAUGGGAACUGUUCAUUGUGCCCAAAUUUUCAGUUACUGCAGGAGUCGGCCUUUAUAGGUAAUGGUUCUCUUUCAAGUAAGGAUAACUCUAGUGAACAUAGUACUGCAUCUGUAGAUGUUUUUGGAGGCAUGCAGAAUAAAACUAGAUCAAACAAACUAACUGGAAGGCUUUUUGGUUAUGUUCAUGAUGAAAAACCUGACACUGGCAAAGGGUCUUUUGGAAAUUUACAGACGAACCAAGAAACUGACAUGGGUAUAUGUGAUACUGUUAAUGCAUCUGAAGAUAAUGAAACUUUUAACAAUGUUUAUUGCAAGGAUACUUUUGUUGCAAUGGAAAAGCCUUACGGAAAUGUUGAACAUGUUCCAUCAACAUCUACUCCAAAAAAUGCUAGACAAAAACAGAGGCUUACGACAAGUCUCUCUGUGGGUGCCGUGAGGUACAACAAUGGCUCUGGACACCACGGGCUAGUUCAUAUCCCCAAACCCAGGCCUAGAAGUAGAAGUGUAUCCAACAAUGCUGGGAAUGGGGAGAAAAAGUCAGACUGGCAUUACACUCAAGAAUGGCUGGAGAGGAUUGAAACUUGGAAUACUGUGUAUGAUACUGGGUGUAACCACCCUAGUGAUUGUGAUGAGACAGAUGCAAAGGUAACUGAUCAAAAUAGGUUUUACUGACUGAGAGAAGAGUUUUCGCAUUAAAAAUAUGUAUUGAUUUAAAGUUGCAAGGAAAUAAUUAAAAACUCAUUUAACUGAAAGUACUUAUUUUGCAAAAGCAGCACUGCUCCAGAUUUCAGAGGUAAGAAAGAUAUGUUUGAAAAGGGUUCUAUCAAUAUUUCUGCAAAGCAUGGUGUAUAAAAAUGAAUACCUUUGACCUUCAUUAGGUUGAAUUUCUGGUAAUUUCAGAUUUUGUUAUAAGGUAAACAUAUGCUCUUGACUAGGCAGUGUUAGAGGCCUCUGGCCCCCUGGUACUGGUUUAACUAAUGAUGGUUUUUAAAAUUGAGCCACUGUAAAAACCUUCAGUUUUUCUUGGAAAGUUGGUAUUCUGUGCCUCCCUUUUGAAAGCCUAGAUCUGGUGUAGAUUUAAGGAUGAAGUUUGAUCUUUAAAUAGUAGAAAACUUCAAGCCUGCUAUUUU